Acanthochromis polyacanthus (spiny chromis) is the source of this 4013-nucleotide messenger RNA. RefSeq lists its product as uncharacterized. The record is from RefSeq and is a predicted model, not a curated record. Bases 256 to 2256 code for a protein of 666 amino acids. The transcript is spliced from 7 exons. Gene Ontology annotation, molecular function: catalytic activity. NCBI's taxonomy places the organism in Eukaryota, Metazoa, Chordata, Actinopteri, Pomacentridae.
CUGUCAUAAUAAGAGUGUUGUCAGGACUCUAAGGCGUCAGUGAAAGUACUGCAGACAUCAGAAGAGACUCGACUUCAACCAAGAACCAACAUGUUCAAACCUCUGCCUGAUCCAUCAGCUGCUCAGUGAGUCUAUAAAUACGAGCUGCUCUCAGUGGAUCCUUCAUCCUGAUCAGUGCUGCUGGAUUCAUAUCAUCACUGCUGCUGCUGCUGUUCUUUCAGUCCAGAGAAUCCAGAGGACGUCUAAGCUUCCAUCAUGUGCACUGCUGACCAGCUGCUGUCACUGAUCUUCAGCUGGAUCGAGAAGAGGGAGUGCUGUGCAGACAAACUGAGGAAACUAGCCGGAGAGUUGGAGUCUCUCAGAGAGAAAUGCAAAGCUGGUGAAUGUGUUGGCAGCUCUGUAGCGGUGGCUGGAGCAGCAUGUGUGAUUGGCGCUGGUCUGGCAACGCUGUUCACAGCCGGAGCUGCUGCUCCGUUUUUAGGGAUCUUGGGAGCUACUUAUACAGGUGUCGGCAUCACAGUCUCUGUGGCUGCUAAAAUCACAGAGGCCUUCAUAUCCAGCGACACCAUGAAAGAGGCGAAGGAAGUAGAAAAAAGAAGCAAUGAAAUUGCAGAUGAAAUCCAGCAGCUGUUUGACAAACUGAAGGCCGAGGCGAAGGCAGAAAAUCCCUCCGCAGAUCCUGAUGAACUGGACCGACUCGUCACAUGCAAAAUCCUGACUUCAAUGGCAAAAAGAAGUGGAGUGAAGGGUCGAGUCAGCAUCCGUUCGUUUAAUGGCAAGCCAGAAUUUUUUCUAGAAGGAACACCAAGACUGUCAGAGAUCAACAACAAACUUAUGAUGGUUCAAGUUGCUGGUGUUUUGUCAUUUUUCGCAUUUAAACUAAGUGGGAAAGAAUUUCAGCUGUUGUUUGCUGAAGGAGUUAAACAACUAGUUAAACAAAUGUCCACAGCCGCCUUUAAAACUGCCCUAAAAGGAGGUGCCAAGGCCGUGGGAGGAGCUGUUCUACUGGUUUUUGCACUUGAUGAAGCAAUUGACAACUGGAAAGAUAUGAUCAAGAAGAAUCAUGUGACUGAAGCGAGCCAAUCACUGAGAGACACGGCCCACAGUAUCCGACAGGCCACCCAGACGCUAAGGGAACAGCUGGACAGCAUCAAGAAGGUGAUGGAUGAGAUGGCGAAAUAUCAACGAGAGCAAGAGGAAAAGGAAAAGAAAAGAAAGGCAGAGGAAGAACAAAAGGAAAAGAAAAGAAAGGAAGAGGAAAAGGAAAAGAAAAGAAAGGCAGAGGAAGAACAAAAGGAAAAGAAAAGAAAGGCAGAGGAAGAGGAAAAGGAAAAGAAGAGAAAGGGAAGAGGCAAUGGAGGAGAAAGAGCAGAGUCAGGGAGGAGAUGGAUCAGAGGCCAGCAGCAGGGACAAGGAUGUAGGGUCUUUACAGGCACUGGAGGUGAAAAGCAGAGACGUAAAGCUCGAGUUGAGUGGAGCAGUGACUUUAGCAGUGAUACCAGCAGUCAGAAGACGGUCUCGGAGGAUUCAGCACCAUGGUGCAACAUGGGGCUUUUCAAUGCUCGCUCCAUCAACAACAAACAGUUAAGGAUUUCUAAUUUCAUACAAAAAUUCGACCUGGACAUCUUGGCAAUGACUGAGACGUGGCUGACAGAGGAAAACGGAGACCAACGCCUGGGUGAAAUUUUGACAGGAGAGUUCACGUUCUACCACCAGCCAAGGGUAGACCAAAGAGGGGGAGGAGUCGCCGUCGGGCACUCAAAUGAGCUGGAGGGAACAAGGGUUCAAUUAGACGAGCCCUUCGAGUCCUUUGAGUACGUGGCCGCAGACCUGCGCCAUGAUGAGUGGGACCGACCCAUCCGGAUCAUCACUGUUUACCGCCCACCAGGAGGAAACAUGGAGAAUUUCCUGGAGGAGUUUGAGAACCUCCUGGAGAAGUUUCCUGAAGAUGACAGCAUCCUCAUCACUGGAGAUUUCAACAUCAAGGUCAAUGAUAUGAAUAAUAAGCAUGCAAAGAAGUUUAAAAAACUCUUGGAGGACAACAACCUCCAUCAGCAUGUAGAGCAAGCAACGCACAACAGAGGUAACACUCUGGAUCUGGUCAUCACCAGAAACGUUGAGAUCUCUCACCUCCGGGUGAAAAAGCCCAAGCCCAAGACCAACGAGGUGACCGAGAGGAACACCACAAUAUCAGAUCAUUGUGCAAUAAUGUUCAGUGUGCGUCCAACGAAUAUGGGAUCCCCUCGUCAGCCAUAAGGAUGGAAUUAUGAAGGAGCAGCAGCAAAAUGAGAGAGCACAGUAUGAUAUUAUAACCUGUGAUUUAUAAUGCUAUAUGCUAUAACCUAAUGAAUGUGUGAACUAACCAAAUGCUUACUUUGUUACUUUUUAUCUUCUUUAAUUUUGAAACAGUGUAAAAAUCAGAAGAGUGCCUCAUUCAGAAGAAUGAUGGGUUGAUUAUUUUUUGGAAAAAUGUCUUUUCUUUAUACAUUUUUAUAAGUUGAUUGUUCCUUUAAAUAUGUCCUUUUUACAUUCUUUGUGUUUUUCAAAAGCAUAUUCCUGAACCUUUGUAUUAGAAGUGACCACUUGAGGGCAGCACCUCACUGGAGCAGUGAGGGCCUUGGUUACCAGAGGGGUCAGGAGGUUAGGGUUUACUAUUACUAUAGAAAUGAGAAUGCUUUCAAGGUUUUGAUUACUGUGAAAUGUAGAUGUUUACAGAAGAGUCUGAUCACCCUGGGACGAUGUAAAUUAAGGUGUGCCGUCAACACGUAUGUAAAUGAGAAUAAGAUGUUAUCACAUAUGCAAAAGUAAAGAGAGUUGCAAUGUAUAACAUGCACCUGUUGGAAGGAAUUUGUGGGAGUUGUUGCGGGGUCGCCACCUGCUGAAAUCCAGACAUCAGUUCUGAGCACAAGGGAGGAAAAAAUGUUUUUGAAAAAUGACAAAGUUUUGUCUAAAUCUGACAACUCUGAAAUUGUCCAACAUGACUUGGAAUGUGUCUCAAAUGACUCAAAAGACCUACCCUGAAAAUGGUUCCUUUUAGAGUCUUUUUUUGUUGUUACCAGCAUUCUGUGCAGCAUCACGUUGCCUAAAGGAACCAGUGAUGGUUCUGAGGAGUUCUACAGAGAACCAACAGGCCUCCAUCAGUCUACAAAAAAAGAUCCAAAAGCAUGAAGAUCAGCUGAAUUAAAUCACUGUUGAUCACAAGCUGCAAUGUAAAAUAAAUCAUGCUUUUUUAACAUUUUGACUGCAGUUUGUAAAACAAUUUACUGAUAUUUUACAGAUUUUUAAUAUUUUUGUUAAAUUACGCAUCUGUGGAAUAAUCAAAUAAUGAAAGUAUUAAUUUAAUGGUAAUUCAUAAAGACAAAGUUGUCAAUAAAAUGAAAAUGUCUUUUUGUUUUACAUUUCAUUUACAUGUUGACUGUAAAAAGAAGACUGAAUGUCCACAUCAGUAAUCUGUAUUUUUACCAAUUACAAUUUUAUUAACUUCAAUGAAAUUACUGUGGUAUCUGAUCUGUUACAUGUAUUACUUAAUAAGUUAGUAGUAUAGAAUCUGUUUUGUUUGUUCUAGUAUCUGAUAUGAGUUGCUUGUUAUAUGUAGUGUCUGCUCUGGUGUCUCUGACCACAGAUGGAAUCUGCAUUAUAUUCAACCCAUGCCAUGGGAAAGUGUUCUUCUGUUUACAGAGCCCUGUUGGAGGUAUUUUAUGAGGGUUCUUCGGUCUAAAACACAGAUUUAGGGAUUCUUCAGCUGUUGUAGACAAGGGGGAGUUGUUUGGGGAUGCUCGCUGCUUUCCCCAUAUGGUAGGCAAUAAAGAACCAUUUGUUUUGACCCCUCCUAUAUGUUGAAAACCUAUAAAAGUGAUCGCUGGCUAUUGUCCAGCAAGGAGGAUUCAAUUGGCUGGCUCCUUCCAGGCAGGUUCUGUCUGUACUGAUGCUGCUCUUUCUUUUAAUAAAAUACUUUUAAAGAAAGUCAGUGUCACGGACAUUUUCUCCUUCACCUGCACAUCAUGGACACCAGA